GAUAUGACGACAACCUGCGCUAGAAAAUGACAUGGGCAUGCACUUUUCAGAAAUUUUUGACAGUGGGAUGUUUAAUAUUUAUCGAGUUUGAUAGUAACGCUGGAUAGAGAGGACCAAAGCAUUCGUCGGAUACAUCUCGGCUAAAAAUUUAAUUUACAACAUUUGUUAAUAUUGUUUCAUGGCGAAACAACUGGCGGAGUUAAAUGUGAACCUGGCUUAUGAAGAUAUCUUAGUGCAGGCCGUGCUGGUCUUGUGGCUAGCAGUGCCCAUCUCCAUGAAACUGGGAUGCCGUCUCUUCCCGGAGUGGCAGUCCAGUGGACUUGAUCCGAACAGUGUGACGGACAUUGAUCCCGUCCUGGAGAUAUUCGGAUUUAAUACUGACGAUUGCAUCUGGGAUCGUAUGGUACAGCCCUGGACCCAGUCAGUCCACCUUGCUUAUGGAAGCCACAGUCCGGCCGGUAGCCGGCGCACCGUCGGCUAUCUGGCGGCGUACAUGCUGUGGUGCUGUACGAUCAUUUUGGGCGUUUCCCUCGUCGGUGGAUUAUUAGUUAACCGCCACCGACCGAUUUCUUCCAUGUCUGCGGAUGUCGGAUAA
Molecule: messenger RNA, 595 nt
Organism: Paramacrobiotus metropolitanus
Lineage: Eukaryota; Metazoa; Tardigrada; Eutardigrada; Parachela; Macrobiotidae
Exons: 3
Coding region: 179-595 (138 amino acids)
Source: RefSeq, a predicted model, not a curated record